Molecule: messenger RNA, 922 nt
Organism: Rhododendron vialii
Lineage: Eukaryota; Viridiplantae; Streptophyta; Magnoliopsida; Ericales; Ericaceae
Product: large ribosomal subunit protein uL13w
Exons: 4
Coding region: 81-701 (206 amino acids)
Biological process (GO): negative regulation of translation; translation
Cellular component (GO): ribosome; cytosolic large ribosomal subunit
Molecular function (GO): structural constituent of ribosome; mRNA binding
Source: RefSeq, a predicted model, not a curated record
CAUAAAAUCCCACUAUCUCAGCUACUCUUCCCUUCAAACGAGAGAGAGCGAAAUAGAGAGCCGCAGCAGCAGAGAAAACAAUGGUGUCAGGCUCAGGAAUCUGCGCGCGGCGGGUGGUGGUGGACGCCCGCCACCACAUGCUGGGUCGGCUCGCCUCGAUCCUGGCCAAAGAACUCCUCAACGGCCAGAAAGUGGUGGUGGUUCGCUGCGAGGAGAUAUGCCUCUCGGGCGGCCUCGUCCGUCAGAAGAUGAAGUACCUCCGCUUCCUCCGCAAGCGCAUGAACACCAAACCCUCCCACGGCCCCAUCCACUUCCGCGCCCCCGCCAAGAUCCUCUGGCGCACCAUCCGCGGGAUGAUUCCGCAUAAGACUAAGCGAGGAGCGGCGGCGUUGGCGAGGUUGAAGGCGUACGAGGGUAUUCCGACGCCGUACGACAAGAUCAAGAGGAUGGUUAUUCCUGAUGCUCUUAAGGUUCUGAGGCUUCAGGCUGGACACAAGUACUGCUUGUUGGGAAGGCUUUCAUCAGAAGUGGGAUGGAACCAUUAUGACACCAUCAGGGAGCUGGAGGAGAAGAGGAAACAGAAAUCCCAGGUCGUGUAUGAAAGGAAGAAGCAGCUGACGAAACUAAGAAUCAAGGCUGAGAAGGCGGUAGAGGAGAAGCUUGGUUCCCAAUUAGAGAUACUUGCUCCUGUUAAGUACUAAUUUUGUUGGCAGACUCUUAGUUAAGAAUUUUGUGAGCUUUAUUUGCUGAGAAGAAGCGUAGUUCCCAGUUAGACUUCCUUGCUCCCGGCAAGUAGUACUUGGUUUCUUCAGACUUGGUUUGUUGUCAAGUUCAUUUUUUGUGCUUGUGGAUUUACCAUAAAUCUUAUGACUUCGAGCAGUUGUCUUGAUAAUGCAUGUGGUUUUUGUAUGGUUUCUAUAAA